GCGGUCUCCGGCCCAAACUCAACUGCCAACUAGCGAUCCACCGAGCAGCUUAUGGCAUCAACAUCAAUAUCUGAAUUAAGAGUCAUGAAGGGUUUGCUGGAUGCCUCCACAUCCUAUGCUCGGUGAUAUUUUGUCGUAUUCACACAAUGAACCACAGGGGCGCGCCGUAUUAAGUCGUAACUUAUCUGUUGAACAGAGAGACUUAACCGUUCACACAGCCACAAGGCCAUGCAGCUACCCAAUGAUCGGCGAGCGUCUACCACGUGUCAGAGUCAAGGGUCUCAGGGCGGGAGGCAGCCCGCUAGAUGCCGGAACGGCUACACCUGGCCGGCGCCUGUGUCUAAUUGGUGAUGGGAUGGCGCCGGGUCCCUCACUCCCCCUCGCUCCUUUGGGACCGCAGAGGUGGGUGGGGAGGGAUGGGUGCGCGAAGGAUGAAAGCAACGCUCCUCACUGACGUACAAUCGCGGGCGGCGUCAAGCACGCAGUGUAUUGACGCGAAGGGCGGCGCUUGUGGAGUUUCUACAGUACCUUAUUCACACCUCUGGGAGCUUGACAUUGGAAGCUUCUGCACUGCCUGAGGAAAGCUUGCCUGGGCGGGCUGUGGGAGCCACGCAAGGCCUUGUGCCAUUCACUGCGGGCAGGGCUGAGCAGGCC
Molecule: messenger RNA, 654 nt
Organism: Baudoinia panamericana UAMH 10762
Lineage: Eukaryota; Fungi; Ascomycota; Dothideomycetes; Mycosphaerellales; Teratosphaeriaceae
Exons: 1
Coding region: 101-454 (117 amino acids)
Source: RefSeq, a predicted model, not a curated record